CGUGAUUUGUGUACAUUUCUUCGUAUUUUCCAUAAUACAAAAAGAUAUCAGCAACAACAAUGGACUCAGAGGAUAACAACCGAUGUGAUGUUAACAUAAAUGUAAAUCUGAUUGAUAUCCUAGAUUAUGUUGGUGAUUCGGUGCGACCAAUUCGCGAAGGAUGUGCUGUUUUCGAAUCUAAACAUGUUAUUUGUAUAGGCUACACAGAAAAAUCAUCGGAUUAUCUGAUAAUAACAGGAUUCGUAAGACAAUCAUCUCAUCCGAGAGAACUUCCGCAUAAAGUAGUUUUAAAACUAACAAAUAAUGUAUCUCAGUGGGCUAUAAAUUGCUCGUGCAAAGCGGGCUAUAAAUUGCGCUGUAAGCAUAUAGUUGCUUGUUUGCUAGAACUUAAUCGUACGGAUACAUGCGAAUAUCUCUCGUGUACUAGUCAAGCAUGGGGUGCAACUAAAAGCGAGAAAUUCAAGUGGGAGGCAAAGCGAAUAUGUGAGCUUUGUUGUAUAAAACAUUACACUCGUUUAAAUCCCGAGAAUGUCAAUAUGAAAGAUCAGAUUAUUGCCGAAUCUUUUGAAAAAAUUCUCAAAGUUGCAACAAAUUCUUCAAUCGCGAAUCAAAGCGGGCGAGAAAUGAAUGAAUUAAUUUUUUAAUUUAUUUAUUUCGUCAAGCAAAUGUAGACUACAUAUAAAUUGUUUACAAUGUUCACUUACAUACUACGCAUUAUUUCUACGACAUAGCUGAGAUUUGAUUUGAUUUUUUGACAUAGUAAGGUCAAGAUGUUCGCUGUACUGAUUGUAAUGGCGCAUUAUUCGAUUGACUGGACUGUAUUUUGCAUAAUUUGUUCUAGCUUGUUUUUCUAAAAAUAAUUUCCUGGAACGUAGUUGACGGCUAGGAAUAUAAAAAUUUAAUUGCGAUAAUAAUGGAGCUGAUUGAAUGCGUUGAGAAAUAAUGUCGCUGAUAAAAUAAAGCAUUGCAAAGUCACGGCGUUCUUUAAGUGUUUGUAUAUUGAUGAGCAUGCAGCGUGCUUCAUAUGAUGGUAGAGGGAAUGUUGUCCAGUUUAAUUUUCGAAGUGCAUAUAAAAGAAAUUGUUUUUGAAUAGAUUCGAUGCGUUCUUCGUGAAUAAUAUUGUAUGGAUUCCAUACUAGGCUGCAAUAUUCCAAAAUAGGUCUGACAUAUGUAGUGUAUAAUAAUUUAAUUGUAUAUGGGUCCUGAAAGUUAUGACUGAAGCGUUUAAUAAAGCCCAGCAUGCUAUUAGCUUUAUUGAUUAUGGUAUUGUAGUGUUCCACAAAAGUGAGCUUGGAGUCUAAGAUUACGCCUAAAUCUCUUACAAUUUUACAUUUUUCUACAAGUUGAUUUCCUAGAUGUAUGUUUGUAGAUAUAGUUUCAUUUUUCCUACUGAAAGUUAUUGAGUUACAUUUUUUUACAUUGAGUUGGAGUAGACUUUUGCAGCACCAAAUGUGGAAUAGAUUGAUUUCGUUCUGGAAUAUUACAGCGUCGUUGAUAUUUUUAAUUUCCAUGAACAGUUUCAUGUCGUCUGCAUAUAUAAGCACAUUCAGAUUUUUGAGUAUGAAGGAAAUGUCGUUUAUAUGUAAAAUGAAAAGGAGAGGCCCUAAGUGAGAACCCUGAGGUACGCCAGAAGUUACAUUAAUUGGUUCAGACAGAAUGUUUUGGAAGCGGACUACCUGUACACGAUUCGUUAAGUAUGAUUUGAGCCAUUCAAGAAGAGUAUGUUCUAUGCCAUAUUUUUGUAGUUUGUGUAGAAGUAAAGGUAUGUCAAUACGGUCGAAGGCUUUGCUAAAGUCAGUGUAAAGCGUUUCUACGUAGUUGCCGGCGUCCAUUGCAUUCAGUGUGAAUGUCAUAAAUUCUAAGAGAUUUGUUGUA
Messenger RNA from Malaya genurostris, 1875 nucleotides. RefSeq lists its product as uncharacterized. NCBI's taxonomy places the organism in Eukaryota, Metazoa, Arthropoda, Insecta, Diptera, Culicidae. Gene Ontology annotation, molecular function: zinc ion binding. The record is from RefSeq and is a predicted model, not a curated record.